AUGCUGCAGCCUCUCUACUGGAACAAAAAAAUACUAGUUGCAUGGGUGUCCGGUAGAGGGCCACAGUUCAUCAGCAAACUCAGCGAUGAAGAGCCUAGUCGAAGGACUCACACAUCAUUUACGGGAGGCGUUAGGGGACCCAACAAUACCUCUACCCGUGAAGAUAUACAGGCACAGCUGGAUUACGGAUCCGUUAGUGUGGAGGCAGCUAUUCGUACCUUACAACCUGAUUCUGUGAAAUAUGUACCUGACGCGUUUGUGAGGAUGGCCGAGCCGAUAAUUAUCGAAGACAAGCCUGUAGUGUGCUUCGCUGGAGAGCAUACUCAUCCGACCAUGUACCAGACAACGAUCGGCGCCUACGAAUCUGGAGAGAGAGAAGCCUUCCGUAUUAUAGACCAUUUAUCCCUCAAUAUUGGUUGA
Molecule: messenger RNA, 420 nt
Organism: Ostertagia ostertagi
Lineage: Eukaryota; Metazoa; Nematoda; Chromadorea; Rhabditida; Trichostrongylidae
Source: the annotation of a GenBank genome assembly